Miniopterus natalensis is the source of this 3332-nucleotide messenger RNA. RefSeq names its product HCLS1 binding protein 3 (gene HS1BP3). Lineage: Eukaryota; Metazoa; Chordata; Mammalia; Chiroptera; Miniopteridae. The record is from RefSeq and is a predicted model, not a curated record. Gene Ontology annotation, molecular function: phosphatidylinositol binding.
AUGGACGCAGACCCGGGACAGGUGCUGGGGGCAGUCGGUCCAGGUGGCCGCGGGAACGCGGCGCGACGGGGUGGCCAGGCUCCUGGGAGCGGGCGAGGCCGCGCCCUGCAGAAGAGGGCCCUGGUCCCUCCCUGGGCCAGGCCAGGGUGGACCUGGAGAGGCGGUCUGGACCGGCUUUCACUCUGCUGCUCUCCCCCCUUCAGCAUCUGUAAAGUGACUCACUUCAGGCGAGUGCAGAAUGUCCACACGGGCCUCGACCUGGCCGUGCCGCAGCACCAGGAGGUGCGGGGCAAGAUGAUGUCCGGCCAUGUGGAGUACCAGAUCCUGGUGGUCACCCGGCUGGCUGCGUUCAAGGCAGCCAAGCACAGGCCUGAGGAUGUCGUCCAGUUCCUGGUCUCCAAGAAGUACAGUGAGAUCGAGGAGUUUUACCAGAAACUGAGCAGUCGUUACCCAGAGUCCAGCCUCCCCCCACUCCCCAGGAAGGUCCUGUUUGUUGGAGAGUCCGACAUCCGGGAAAGGAGAGCCCUGUUCAACGAGAUUCUGCGCUGCAUCGCCAAGGAUGCUGAACUGGCUAGCAGCCCGGAGCUGCUGGAAUUCCUAGGCACCAGAUCCCCAGGGUCCGCAGACCUCACCAGCAGAGAUGUCUCUGUCCUGGACACGGACAGCCGGGCAGGGGAUGAGGAGGAGCCUUUCGACUUCUUCCAGCAGCAGGAACGCGCUGAGGGGCCGCCCACCCCAGGCCAGAAGGGUGAUGAUGAAGAGAAGUCCUCGGAGGAGGAGGCCCUGGACCCGCUGGGCAUCAUGCGCUCCAAGAAGCCCAAAAAACGCCCUGAAGUAGCUGUGAAGCCCAGACCCUCACCCCGGCUCACCCUCUUUGAUGAGGAGGUGGACCCUGACGAGGGGCUCUUCAGCCCGAGCAGGAAGCUCUCCGCUCAGGGCCCCGCAGAGGACUCAUCCCCCAGGGACCCCCUGAAGUUGUUUGAUGAUCCUGACCUUGGUGGGGCCGUCCCCCUGGGUGACCCGUUACUGCUGCCGGCAGCAUGUGAGAGUGGAGGGCCUACGCCCCGCCUGGGCCACAGAGAGGCCUCCGAGGAGCUGUUCAGAGUCGAAGAGGACUUGGACCAGAUUCUGAACCUGGGGUCUGAGACCAAACCCCAGCCCCUGCCUAAGCCCAAGCCGCCAGUGGCAGCUAAGCCAGUGCUACCCAGAAAGCCAGCUGUUCCCCCCAGAGCGGGCCCAUCUGAGGCCGAGGCCGAGGCCGAGGCCGGGCAGCAGAAGCAGCAGAAGCAGCAGCAGCAGAUCCAAGCCAUGGACGAGCUGGACAUCCUACAGUACAUCCGGGACCACGACGCGCCUGGCCAGGCCGCUCCCAGCCUCUUCUGACCCUCCCUCCCUCCCCUGUGCUGGCCCUGGGCCGGCAGCCCCUCUCCGGUGGGGGGGCCUGUGUGAGGUGGGGACUGUGCCUUGCAGGCCAGGACCCUUACUCUUGAGGGAGGGAGGGUGGAAGCCCAGGUCACAGGACCCCUGUCCUACCUUAUUUCUUUAUCUCUGGCCUUUGGGGUCAUGGAACCCUCUAGGGUGCAGAGAGAAGGUCACCAUAGGAAUUGAGCCCAGUUGUCUUAGCCACAUGCAUGUGGAAUAGAGAGCAUGUGGGGCCCCCAGGAUGGACUGAGACUUGGGGAACCCAGGGAAGCCCUGCUCAGGGCAGGGAAACUUUGUGUCUACUUGUGCCCACCUUCUCUGCCGCCUCAGCACAGGAGGGAGGGUGUGCCAACCUGGGUGGGGUUGGGGGGACCAGAGCCUCUGGGCAGCAUGGCUCCUGGGCCUGUGGGCUCUGGGAAGGUCCCCCAGGAGAGGGAUGCCGAGUGGGUCCCUGGGAGAGCUGGCUGGGUGGGGUGUCCCCGAGUCGCCUCUGAGUACCAGGUGCUAAGCAGGGUACUUUCCCGUGUGCCCAUUCUCUGGGAUAUGGAUGGCCUAACAAGCCCAGGUCUUCCUUUCUUCCUUUCCCAGGAAAGACCUGGCCAGACCAUGGCCCCCUUGGGCCUCUGGCCAUAGAGCCUGUGCCAGCCCCACAGCUCUGAGCAGUGACCCCAGUACCUGCAGAGCUCUGCGCGGCCCUGGGCCUGGCGAGUUCCUCCUGUGCAGAGUGGGCUCGGGCAGAAUGUGCCCCAGCUGCUGCUCCGAGGGCCUAGUCUGUCCAGCGGCAGGUGCUGCCAGGCCUUCCCUGUCCUCGGGGUCUGGACUUGCUCACCCGCCUUCACAGUGGGAGCCGCUUUCCCAGGGAGAAGGAGCCUAGUGCCCACAGGGCCAGUGCCUUAGACUUCUCCUGGACCCCACGCCCAGCACACAGUCCUGGCCUGGUGUGGCGCUCAGGAAAUUCUCAGUGAGUAAAUGAUGUUUAAUAGAGAAAAAAAAUGCCUUCUUAUGAUACAUUCUUCAUGUUCAGACCUAGUUUUAAUGAAACACAAGUUUUUUAUGAAAUGCAACCACUCUUACCCUUUGGCUUGUCCUGUCUGACAGAGGCAUUGGAAGGGGCUUUAGGACAAGUAAACAACCCUGAGAGAGGCCCCCUGCCCUGGGGCCAGGCGCUUGCUGCCAUCAGAGCCUCUAGACCCCAUCCCUGCCUUGUGCCAGGACCCAUGGGUGGUAGGAGCGCUUCGUCUGAUCUGUUGUGCCUCUCACUCCCCCUCGUCAGCUGUCCAGUCCUGAAAAGGCUAUCCCUACCCCCCACCCGUGCCAGAGUGAGGGGAAACAGGCAGUUCUGGGGUCUGAGAUCUGAAUUCCUCUUUGCCUUACCCAGGCUCCCAGGGCCCUGUCUCCCAUGCCCUGAGCUGGCCCUGGGACAGCCUCAGCCCCGGCUGCUAGCAUGCCACUCCUGUUCACUGCCAGGCCUUCCCGCCCCACGCAGCCCCGCGUGCUCCCUCACAGAGUGUAGGUGAUGGGCUAGCUCUGCCUGGGCUCUUUCCUGCCCCGUUCUCAACUCUGCACCCAUCCCAGCUCCCUGCCCGUCCCUUACUGCCUCCCACCACCACUACCUCCCACCAACGUGUAAUGUGGGAGCAGAGGGCGCAGCUGGCAGGUGCCCAGUGCCCAUGGUGGGCUGGCCCUCUGGUGGGGGUCAUAGACAGAACCUGCCACUCUGGCAUGAGUUCAUCCACUGUGACCCAGCCUCCUCGGUGGCCUGGUGCUCUCUGGACACCUCAGCGAAAUGUGUGCCUCCCAGAUACUGAUGCUCAAACCGCGGCUGGUUUUCACCACAAGUCUGUAACCUGCUGGCGAAUCACUGGCACCCAGUCAUGCAAUAAAGUCCACGUCAGUGACUUAUUCCAGCA